This is a messenger RNA of Arabidopsis arenosa, 895 nucleotides long. Lineage: Eukaryota; Viridiplantae; Streptophyta; Magnoliopsida; Brassicales; Brassicaceae. The record is from the annotation of a GenBank genome assembly.
AACGAAGAGCUGCUUCUCUGAUAAUGGCGGCUUAUAGAGCUGACGAUGAUUACGAUUUCCUCUACAAGGUUGUAUUAAUUGGUGAUUCCGGCGUCGGUAAAUCCAAUCUGCUUUCUCGAUUCACGCGCAACGAGUUCAGCCUCGAGUCUAAAUCCACCAUCGGUGUCGAAUUCGCCACCCGAAGCAUUCAUGUCGAUGAAAAAAUCGUAAAGGCUCAGAUUUGGGACACCGCCGGUCAGGAGAGAUACCGAGCAAUCACAAGCGCAUACUAUCGAGGAGCUGUAGGAGCUUUGCUUGUUUAUGAUGUUACUCGGCAUGUGACAUUUGAGAACGUUGAGAGAUGGUUGAAAGAGCUUAGAGAUCACACAGAGGCCAACAUUGUGAUCAUGCUUGUUGGGAAUAAGGCGGAUCUACGUCACUUAAGAGCUGUUUCAACCGAAGAUGCUAAAGCCUUUGCAGAGAGAGAGAACACAUUCUUCAUGGAGACAUCUGCACUCGAAGCAUUGAACGUCGAGAAUGCUUUCACUGAAGUGCUUUCUCAAAUAUACCGUGUGGCAAGCAAGAAGGCGUUGGAUAUUGGUGAUGAUCACGCUACUCUUCCUAAAGGACAGAGUAUUAAUGUUGGGUCUAAGGAUGAUGUUUCUGAGGUUAAGAAGGUUGGUUGCUGCUCAAGUUGAUCUUGAUCAAGCCAUUUUGUCUGGUAACGUUUGUUUCCUAGGUAAGAAUAUAGUUUGAUUAUCUAUGGAAGAUAUGCAGAUGAUUUUUUCUUGUGUUUUCCUUUAGUUGCUACUUUUUCCUUCUUUUGGUGUAAGUUUCUCAGAUCCUUAUAAUGUUUUAACUAUUUUUACAUAAUCAUUCAUAUUCGAUAAUCUUUGAACAAAAAGAGAUGUUUAGA